Knipowitschia caucasica is the source of this 507-nucleotide messenger RNA. NCBI's taxonomy places the organism in Eukaryota, Metazoa, Chordata, Actinopteri, Gobiiformes, Gobiidae. The record is from the annotation of a GenBank genome assembly.
AUGUGUUGUGUGCUGCGGAGAUUAUUUAUAAACAUUAUCAAAAUGAAUCCUGCACCAGCCAAAUGGUAUGACAAGCGAGACGCUGUUUUUGUCGAGUUCUGUGUUGAGGACAGUCGAGAUGUCAAAAUACAUUUUGACAAAAGCAAGAUGGAUUUCAGCUGUAUUAGUGGAAAAGAUAAUGUCAAACAACAUAAUGAAGUCGAAUUUUUUGGAGAAAUAGACCCAAAAGAAUCCAAGCACAGACGUACUGACAGGUCUGUUAUAUGUUGUGUACGGAAGGCCGAACCAGGGAAAACGUGGGAGCGACUCACCAAAGCCAAAGCAAAGUGCAACUGGUUGAGUGUUGAUUUCAACAACUGGAAAGACUGGGAAAAUGAUUCGGAUGAAGAUUUGGCAGGGUUUGACAAGUUUUCAGAGAUAAUGAAAAACAUGGGUGGGGAUGAUCUUGAUAUAGAUGAGCAUGAGUCUGGAGACAGUGACGAUGAACAAAUGCCUGAUCUUGAGUAG